AUGGCGCGCGGCGACGGUGACGCGCUGCAGCGGCUGUCCAAGGAGCAGGCAGGGCCCAGACAGGAUCGUGCGGCCACCGAGUCGCAGCAGCUACUGGACACUCUGCGAGAAGGCUAUGCCGCGCGGGGAGCUGGCUGGCUGCGCCAGGAGCUCACCAAGCGGACCGCCGUGCAGCUGCGACAGCUUGCUGGCGCCGCGGACGUGCAGCAAUACGAAGCUGGACGCAACCUGCCCAAAGCGGAGCUGCUAGAGAAGGUGGCGCAGCACAUUUCCGAGAAGCAGGAUCCUGUGGCCUCCGAGUCGCAGCAGCUGCUGGACACUCUGCGAGAAGGCUUUGCCGCACGGGGAGCUGGCUGGCUGCGCGAGGAGCUCGCCAAGCAGACCGCCGUGCAGCUGCGACAGCUUGCUGGCACUGCGGGCGUGCAGCAACGUGAAGCUGGACGCAACCUGCCCAAAGCGGAGCUGCUAGAGAAGGUGGCGCAGCACGUUUCCCAGGAGCAGGAUCCUGCGGCCACCGAGUCGCAGCAGCUGCUGGACUCUAUGCGAGAAGGCUUUGCCGCACGGGGAGCUGGCUGGCUGCGCGAGGAGCUCACCAAGCGGACCCGCGCGCAGCUGCGACAGCUUGCUGGCGCCGCGGGCCUGCAGCAAUACGAAGCUGGACGCAACGCGUCCAAAGCGGAGCUGCUAGAGAAGGUGGCGCAGCACGUUUCCCAGGAGCAGGAUCCUGCGGCCACCGAUCCUGCGACCACCGAGUCGCAGCAGCUGCUGGACUCUGUGCGAGAAGGCUUUGCCGCGCGGGGAGCUGGCUGGCUGCGCGAGGAGCUCGCCAAGCAGACCGCCGUGCAGCUGCGACAGCUUGCUGGCACCGCAGGCGUGCAGCAAUACGAAGCUGGACGCAACGCGUCCAAAGCGGAGCUGCUAGAGAAGGUGGCGCAGCACGUUUCCGAGGAGCAGGAUACUGCGGGGCGUGCCAGCGCCGACGACCGCGUUACCGCAGAUGGCUUGCGGCAGUUGGCAGCGGCGCUGGGCGACGGGGCGGCCCCGAGUCUUCGGGCCCGACUUCGUGGAGUUCCACUGCGCAAUGCUGAGCCGUGUUUACAAGGAUUGGCUAUGGAGCUGGGCGUCCCGUUCGAGAAUAUCACCAGGGACACAUUGGUUCAUAGGAUUGUCAUGGCUUUGUGCCCGCUGGCUGCUCCAGGCGCUCAAGCGGACAUCAAGUACCACGUAUGGCGAUUGCUUCGCAAGCUGCGUGAUGCCCGAGCAGAAACUGCUGAAGCUGUGGCUGCUGCUGCGCGGGACAUCGUCGAGUCCUCGAACUUGUGCAGGGCUGCGGCGGCGUACUGUUUGGAUGUCACCGUGGAGGUCAUUGCCCGCAGGCACUGCUCUGCUGCUGAAGAGGCGCGGAUACUCGUCACAAGAGUUGUCAGCGCGUUGCAGCAGUGGCCUGCAGUGGAGGCUGCGCUGGCCUCGCAGGUCGCUGUCACGUGGGAAGACGCUGUGGCUAGCUUGCAGGUCGUGGCGACUCCUGGCCUGUGUGUUCCUUUGCAGCACGCGCUGCUGGCUGCCGUUUUGGACGCUCGCGGCUGGUGGCGGCUGGCAGACUGCCAGGAGAGGGCAGACCCUGUCGACGUGGCCUCGCGUCUUUGCUUUCUGGCCGAGUUGGACGAAGAGCCGCCUGCUGCUGACACCGACGGCUACGAAGAUCGCAAGGAUGUUUUGGAGGCGGUCCUGUGCAUGCUGAAGCACAAGUACCGGUCCCGCAAGUUCGACGAAGGCGACACUGCGCUGCUGCGGGCUCUGAUGCGCCGGUAUGGUUGGGACCGACGCUCGGAGCAGGGAGGAACUUGCAGAUGGUCCCAGACCUUCAAAGACGUGCGGAAGUCGGAAGAUUGGUCAGCGUUUGCCUGGUUCUUGGCGGUGGAGCUACUACAUCCUCUGGCUAGCAUUGGCGUUCGUGACCUGCACAGCCCCAUUGCGGUCGCCGAGGCAAGGGGCGGCGAGGACGGCAUCGACGCUGACGUGCGUCAGCUGCGGGAUGACCUGAUAGCUUGGCAAGUGGUCGAGGGCUGCUCCCGCAUCCCGUCCUCGGAGGAGCAUCCGCAGCUGGCCAAGCGUGUUGAGAGGCACCAGACGAGCGGUGCCAGCGCCCGCCUCAAGGCCUUGAAGAAAGCCUAUCCGCCGGACUUUGCUCCGCUGGCAGCUUUUGCCCUGGAUUGCCUCGCGGAGGGCGCAGACUCGCAAGCAGGCGUUCUUUGGCGCUCCGCAGCGGAGCGGGCAUUGGUCUUCGGCAUCCCGCCUGCGCGGCGACCAUCCCGUGCUUC
This is a messenger RNA of Effrenium voratum, 2321 nucleotides long. Lineage: Eukaryota; Dinophyceae; Suessiales; Symbiodiniaceae. The record is from the annotation of a GenBank genome assembly.